Molecule: messenger RNA, 1130 nt
Organism: Cynara cardunculus var. scolymus (artichoke)
Lineage: Eukaryota; Viridiplantae; Streptophyta; Magnoliopsida; Asterales; Asteraceae
Product: xyloglucan endotransglucosylase/hydrolase protein 9-like
Exons: 5
Coding region: 1-999 (332 amino acids)
Biological process (GO): xyloglucan metabolic process; cell wall biogenesis
Cellular component (GO): cell wall; apoplast
Molecular function (GO): hydrolase activity, hydrolyzing O-glycosyl compounds; xyloglucan:xyloglucosyl transferase activity
Source: RefSeq, a predicted model, not a curated record
AUGACAGCUAGACUGUACAGUGGCCAGCUCAGCACGCUCACUCACCCUUCCGCUAUAAAACCACCCCACACUCACCCUAUUUUCACUCAGACUCAACCUUCAAUUCCCUCUUUUCUUUCUUCAUCCAUGGCUUCCUCUUCAUCUUUCCUUUUUACUACAUUGUUUCUUUCACUAUAUGUUUGCUCUGUGAUUUCAACUGCUAAAUUUGAUCAGCUGUUUCAACCCUACUGGGCUGCUGAUCAUUUCUCCUUUGAUGGCGAGGCCGUCAAUAUGAAGCUCGAUAACUUUUCGGGAGCUGGAUUUUCGUCCAAAUCGAAGUAUAUGUUUGGAAAAGUCAACAUUCAAAUCAAGCUUGUUGAAGGUGAUUCCGCCGGAACUGUAACUGCAUUUUACAUGUCAUCCGACGGUCCCAAACACCAUGAGUUCGACUUCGAGUUCCUCGGAAACACCACCGGCGAACCUUACGUUGUCCAGACCAAUGUUUACGUCAAUGGCGUCGGAAACAGGGAACAACGAUUGAACCUCUGGUUCGACCCUACCAAAGACUUCCAUUCCUACUCCGUCCUCUGGAAUCAGCGUCAAGUUGUGUUUUUGGUCGACGAGACGCCGAUCAGGGUUCACUCUAAUUUAGAGCACAAGGGUAUACCGUUUCCUAAAGAUCAAGCCAUGGGUGUGUACAGUUCGAUUUGGAAUGCGGAUGACUGGGCCACACAAGGUGGUCGGGUCAAGACCGACUGGACCCAUGCCCCUUUUGUAGCAUCGUACCGUGGGUUCGAAAUCGACGGUUGUGAAUGUCCGGUGACAACGGCGGAUACCGACAAUGCGAAGCGGUGUGCGAGCAGCGGCGGUUGGUGGGAUCGACCGGUGUUGUCGGAGUUAAAUGUGCAUCAAAGCCAUCAGUUGAUUUGGGUGCGGGCUAACCAUAUGAUAUACGACUACUGCAACGAUGCCGCUAGGUUUGCUUCGGUGCCGGUUGAAUGCGAACACCACCGCCAUUAGUGAGACUGGUUACGGUUAGGGAUUGGAUGGUUGUGUAAAAAGAUGGAAAGAACAAAACAUGAGCUUCAUGUUUUACAUAUUUUGUUAUUGUAAGGUAUUUAAUUUUAAUCUAUUUUAUUGGUUUAUCACUA